Messenger RNA from Aspergillus ibericus CBS 121593, 639 nucleotides. RefSeq lists its product as uncharacterized. NCBI's taxonomy places the organism in Eukaryota, Fungi, Ascomycota, Eurotiomycetes, Eurotiales, Aspergillaceae. The record is from RefSeq and is a predicted model, not a curated record. The transcript has a single exon. Bases 127 to 456 code for a protein of 109 amino acids.
GAACACCUUGAUGGGAUCGCCACGCUCCUACGCCUGUAUCUUCCUUUUCUUUUCUCUUCUUUUCCUUCCUUCCCUUUUCCACUUUCUAUUUCACACUAUUUAUGGGACUAAUGUACGAUACGGGAUAUGGAUAACUUUAUUUCCCUUUUCACUUUCUGUUACUGCUUCCACUUAUGUCCGGGCAAUUUCUCUGUUCUCUUUCCUAUUCACCUGAUGUGUUAUCUCUCGGCUGCGGCAGAUUGUAUUACUAUUAUCAUCACCCCCCUUGUUGUCUUUCUUCUUUUUCUUUCUUCCGGGAUUUCUAUGGGUUCGAUUAUUCCUCUAUCUAUCUUAUUGAUUGAUUUCUUCCGGGGCUGUUUUUUUUUUUUUUCUCUUUUUUAUUAUCUUAUCUAUCUGCCUGCUUAUUUGUUUGCUUGUUUUAUUUGCUACAUACCAAAGUCGCGAUGGCCAGACUGAUUGAUUGAUUUGAUUGAUGGAUUGAUUGAUUGAUCGAUUGGUAUCUUACAUACAUUCAUGUAUCAUAUGACGACGGGGCCUCGGGAGUAUGGAUGCACACACGGGUUGUGUGGUCGAUACUGUCCUUAGUAUAUCUACUUCUUAGCUAGAAGAGGAAAAGAAUUCAAUAAAUAUGGGAAUCAA